AGGGCCACGAGCCCCAGGGGACCGGCACAACCCGCCCCCAGGUCCCUUAUCUUCGUCCUCCCCCCUGGCCAGCAUCUCCAGCGCCGGCACCAUGCGCGGCUGCGGGUCCCGGCUGGUUUGGCUGCUGGUGCUGUCGCUGGCCUGGCUGGGCCCGGCUUUGGGGGGCGAGGAUAAGGAUGAAGAGGUGAUAGAAGAGGAGGAGAAUGAGAAGAAAGAGGAUGAAGUGCUGUCAGAUGAGAUCAAGGAGGAGGACAAUGUCCUGGUGCUCCAUGAGCACAACUUUGCCCGUGCCCUGAGCGAGCACCAGCUGCUGCUGGUGGAGUUCUACGCGCCGUGGUGUGGGCACUGCCAGCGCCUGGCUCCUGCCUUUGCCCAGGCAGCCACUGAGCUGAGGAACGAGUCCAGCCCAGCCCGGCUGGGCAAGGUGGAUGCCACAGCACAGACAGCCCUGGCCACCGAGUUUGGCAUCACCUCCUACCCCACGCUCAAGCUCUUUCGUGAUGGCAACCGCACCCACCCCCUGGAGUACACUGGCCGCUUGGACAGCCAGGGCAUCGUGCGCUGGGUGCAGCGCCGGGCUGGCCCCAGCGCCACGCUGCUGCAGGACACCGACACCGCCGCAGCCUUCGUCAGCUCCCAGGACCUGGUGGUCAUCGGCUUCUUCAAGGACCUGAGGGGUGAGGCGGCCCAGGCGUUCUUCGAGGUGGCUGCCGAGAUGGUGGACCUGACGUUCGGGGUGGCAGAGGAAGCUGAGCUCUUCCAGGCCUACGGGCUGUCAGCUGACACCGUCUGCCUGUUCAAGAAGUUUGAUGAGAGACAGACAAACUUCCCUGUGGACCCGGCACGGGGCCUGGACACGGCCGAGCUCAUGCGGCUGCUCCGCGUCCACAGCCUGCAGCUGGUGAUGGAGUUCACCAACGAGACGUCCAACCAGAUCUUCGGUGCCAAGAUCCCCCAUCACAUGCUGCUCUUCCUCAACAAGUCCUCAGUGGAGCAGCUGUCACUGCAGGAUGGCUUCAGAGCAGCUGCUGGUGGCUUCCGGGGCGAGGUUCUCUUCGUGGUGGUGGACGUAACCGGCCACGGUGCCGACGUCCUGCCCUUCUUUGGCAUGACUGCUGCUGAUGCCCCCACCCUGCGCCUGGUGAAGAUGAAGAACAACCGCAAGUACCAGAUGGAGCAGGACGACUUCUCGGCUUCGGCCAUCCGCAGCUUCAUCCAGGCAGUGCUGGACGGCAAGGUGAAGCCUCACCUGCUGAGUGCAGAGCCCCCUGAGGACUGGGACACGCGGCCCGUUAAAGUCCUGGUGGGGAAGACCUUCGAGCAGGUGGCUUUCGAUGAGACCAAGAACGUCUUUGUCAAGUUCUACGCGCCGUGGUGCCCGCACUGCCAGGCCAUGGCAGCUGCCUGGGAGGAGCUGGCCGAGCGCUACAAGGACCGCGAGGACAUCGUCAUCGCCGAGAUGGACUCCACGGCCAACGAGCUGGAGAACAUCACCAUCCACGGCUACCCCACCCUGCACUACUUCCCCGCGGGGCCGGGCAGGAAGAUGGUUGAGUAUAAGAGCAGCCGAGAUGUGGAGACCUUCUCCAAGUUCCUGGAAAACGGGGGGACGCUGCCUGAGGAGCCUCCGGUGACCAAGACCCCUGGGAAUGGCACGGGCAAGGAUCCGAGUGCACAGCGGACGGAUGAAUCCCGGGAUGAGCUGUGAGCCCUGUCCUACUCAGGCAUGUGCUAUAAACCACCUGGA
Passer montanus (Eurasian tree sparrow) is the source of this 1747-nucleotide messenger RNA. RefSeq names its product protein disulfide isomerase family A member 2 (gene PDIA2). The transcript is spliced from 11 exons. Gene Ontology annotation, cellular component: endoplasmic reticulum. Gene Ontology annotation, biological process: protein folding; response to endoplasmic reticulum stress. NCBI's taxonomy places the organism in Eukaryota, Metazoa, Chordata, Aves, Passeriformes, Passeridae. The coding region runs from base 92 to 1708 and encodes 538 amino acids. The record is from RefSeq and is a predicted model, not a curated record. Gene Ontology annotation, molecular function: protein disulfide isomerase activity.